Apodemus sylvaticus (European woodmouse) is the source of this 10755-nucleotide messenger RNA. It is a transcript of the gene Tulp4, whose product is annotated as TUB like protein 4. Gene Ontology annotation, molecular function: protein binding. NCBI's taxonomy places the organism in Eukaryota, Metazoa, Chordata, Mammalia, Rodentia, Muridae. The coding region runs from base 1925 to 6559 and encodes 1544 amino acids. The transcript is spliced from 15 exons. The record is from RefSeq and is a predicted model, not a curated record.
UUGAUGUCCUAUUGUCUGCUCUGAUUUGUAUGCAUAUGGCUGUUAGCGAGACUGGCUUCCGUCCCAGUGCAGUCAGGCAGAGGGCCCGCUGACCCAUCGUGGAGCUGCUCGGAAAGACUACUGUUCGUGUAUUUACUGUAGGAUGUGCCUGGCCGUGCGCUCCUUCCGGUUGUUUCACUGCUGAGUUGUAAGGAGACCCCUGAAUGCUUCUAAGGUUGCUUCUCAGUUGGCACCCAGAGUUGUAAGAGUCCAUCCAGGACCUUCAAGUCAUGAUCUGAUGACUCCUGAAUUAACUGGGAAAACAAACAUAUCAAGUGCCAUUUGAAGAGUGUGUCUAUAUAUGUAAAACCUUUUCGCUACAUAUAAACUUUCCUUAAGAAGACACUCUGAACAUCAAGAGUUUUGCAACUGAUGAGAAUUAAGCAUCAAAUGGAGCAACCUUGUACUGUUGGCGUCAGGAGUCCGUGGAGAACAGUCCAUCACUAAAUGGCAGAUUUUCCUUACAGUGUUCACGAACAAAAGCAAGUUUGCAGAAGAAAAAUUUGCACGGAAUAAGCCUAAGGAACACCUCUCCAGUGUAGAGAAGGAACAGCCUUUAAACUGCAUUGAACCUCAGUGACUUACUGUGGAUGUAGCCGGAGCAAGGGGACAGAUCUGAAAAGGAACGGAUUCCUCAGUGUCUGUAGCUAUUUGAAAUUUUUUAUUUAUUAUCUUUUUUCUUUUCUGCAUACAUAUGCUAGUUGAGAACAUUAAUUGGAACUGUCAAUUACAAAAUAAAUAUCAAGAAAAGCCUUCCUUGUCUAAAGAUGUGAAUAGGCUUGGCUGUGAACGGGAAGAUAGCUUUUAGCAAACUCGGAGCUGGUCUUGGGGGAUGGUACAGCUUGCAGAACUCUGAAACACACCUGGGUGGAUGGCUUAAAGACUUGCACCUGUGAGGAAGAUUAUUUAAUGGACAUAAUUCUAAGAUUGCUUUUCUUCAUUAAGAUAGAAGAAUACAUGAUUUUUAUGAGUGAUAAAGCAGAGAAACUAGAGAAAGGAGAAACUGAAUCCUGCAGCCUGGCUCUGUGUAAGCCAGAAGUAGGGCCACGCUAAGGGAAAGACCUGGUCCAUUUAGAUAGCAGUUUGCUCGUGCUCGGACCUGCUGGCCUCCCCCUGCGGACGGAGGCAAGGGGCUUUGCUCCAGUCUCUAUGGCACUGAGGGUCAUUCCAGCCUGUGGACGAGUCAUCCUAGGGACACAGGGACAGCCUUUGAGACAGGAAGCUUCUGGCUGUGAACAGUGGGGGAAAGAGUGAUUCUCCUGUUAAAACUUUGACUGCUGUCUGCAUGAGCUCUGGUCUGACUCUGCACGUCAGUGUGCCUUUCCCCUUACGCAACCUUUUUCAGCUGUGCAGCAGAAACUUGCCUAGCUCAGAAAACGUGCCAGAGGGUGGCUUCAGAGGGAAGAUGGUCUUUUGUGAUCAUUCUCUGCAUUUGAACUGUUGAAUAGAGAGAUCCAGCUAGAGGAAUUCUUAUUGCCUUAAGUUACUUGAAAUCUGUGUGUUUGUAACCCUUUGUGUCUGGAAUCACAGUACAAAAAAACUGGAAUCUCAGGCUGAGAAUAAGGCUGAGUAACAGUGAGAGAACUGACUCUCCAUCCUCACUAACCAACGGCUCUUUCUCCAAAGGAGAACCUGAGACAAGGACGGACCCCGUGUGCUUUAGGCCUGGCCUUUCUUAGCCGACUGGCGUUGUCUUUGUGGAGGAGUUUUUCACUAUGCAUUUGUUGCAUCUUUAUAAGCUGUUGCCCUAAUCGGACUCUAGAUCAGUCGCAACUAAAGGAGAAAAAGCAAACCAACAGAACCCAACCACAAAAAUAAGCCAAUAAAAGAUCUUGGUUUGAAAUUCCUCAGUACUUUUAAAGUGAAAUCCUUCAUUGAGAAAAGUAUGUAUGCAGCAGUGGAACAUGGGCCUGUGCUUUGCAGCGAUUCCAACAUCCUCUGCUUGUCCUGGAAAGGGCGUGUCCCCAAGAGUGAGAAGGAGAAGCCUGUGUGCAGGAGGCGCUACUAUGAAGAAGGAUGGUUGGCCACAGGCAAUGGGCGAGGUGUGGUGGGGGUGACAUUCACCUCAAGUCACUGUCGCAGAGAUAGGAGUACGCCACAGAGAAUCAACUUCAACCUGAGAGGCCACAACAGUGAGGUUGUGUUGGUGAGAUGGAAUGAGCCAUACCAGAAACUGGCUACAUGUGACGCAGAUGGAGGAAUCUUUGUGUGGAUUCAGUAUGAAGGCAGGUGGUCUGUGGAACUGGUCAACGACCGUGGGGCUCAGGUGAGUGAUUUCACGUGGAGCCACGACGGCACGCAAGCUCUCAUUUCAUACCGAGAUGGGUUUGUCCUGGUUGGUUCUGUCAGUGGACAAAGACACUGGUCAUCUGAGAUCAACUUGGAGAGCCAGAUCACAUGUGGUAUAUGGACUCCCGAUGACCAGCAGGUAUUGUUUGGCACGGCCGACGGGCAGGUGAUCGUCAUGGACUGCCACGGCAGAAUGCUAGCCCACGUCCUCCUGCAUGAAUCUCAUGGCAUCCUCAGCAUGUCCUGGAAUUACCCCAUCUUCCUGGUGGAGGACAGCAGCGAGAGUGACACAGACUCGGAUGAUUACUCCCCUCCUCAAGAUGGGCCUGCGGCGUACCCCAUCCCUGUGCAGAACAUCAAGCCCCUGCUCACCGUCAGCUUCACCUCCGGAGACAUCAGCUUAAUGAACAACUAUGAUGACUUGUCUCCCACUGUCAUCCGUUCCGGGCUGAAAGAGGUGGUGGCCCAGUGGUGUACACAGGGAGACUUGCUGGCAGUUGCUGGGAUGGAGCAGCAGGCCCAGCUCAGUGAGCUGCCCAACGGCCCUCUUCUGAAGAGUGCCUUGGUCAAGUUCUACAAUGUUAGAGGGGAGCACAUUUUUACUCUGGACACACUUGUGCAGCGCCCCAUCAUCUCCAUCUGUUGGGGCCAUCGGGACUCCCGGCUGCUUAUGGCGUCCGGACCAGCGCUGUAUGUGGUUCGUGUGGAGCACCGCGUGUCCAGUCUCCAGCUGCUGUGCCAGCAGGCCAUCGCCAGCACCCUUCGAGAAGACAAGGACGUUAACAAGCUGACCUUGCCCCCUCGUCUCUGUUCCUACCUCUCCACUGCCUUCAUUCCCACUAUUAAGCCCCCGAUUCCAGACCCCAACAACAUGCGCGACUUUGUCAGCUACCCGUCAGCGGGCAAUGAACGACUGCACUGCACCAUGAAGCGCACAGAGGAUGACCCAGAGGUCGGGGGGCCCUGCUACACACUCUACUUGGAGUAUCUGGGAGGACUCGUGCCCAUUCUCAAGGGGAGGCGCAUCAGCAAACUGCGGCCGGAGUUUGUCAUUAUGGACCCUCGGACAGACAGCAGAUCAGAUGAGCUCUAUGGGAACAGCUUAAUUUCUACCGUGAUUGACAGCUGCAACUGCUCAGACUCAAGUGACAUUGAACUGAGUGAUGAUUGGGCCGCCAAGAAGUCCCCCAAAAUUUCCAGAGCUAGCAAAUCGCCCAAACUCCCAAGGAUCAGCAUUGAGGCCCGAAAGUCACCCAAGCUUCCACGGGCUGCCCAAGAGAUUUCUCGGUCACCCCGACUGCCCAUGCGCAAGCCCUCCAUGGGCUCGCCCAGCCUGACCCGGAGAGAGUUUCCCUUUGAAGACAUCACUCAGCACAACUAUCUUGCUCAGGUCACAUCCAAUAUCUGGGGAACCAAGUUUAAGAUUGUGGGCUUGGCUGCAUUCCUACCAACCAACCUCGGUGCAGUAAUCUAUAAAACCAGCCUGCUGCAUCUCCAGCCUCGGCAGAUGACCAUUUAUCUCCCAGAAGUUAGGAAGAUUUCCAUGGACUAUAUUAAUCUGCCUGUCUUCAACCCAAACGUUUUCAGUGAAGAUGAAGAUGACUUACCAGUUACAGGAGCAUCUGGUGUCCCUGAAAACAGCCCGCCCUGUACGGUAAACAUCCCCAUUGCACCAAUCCACAGCUCUGCUCAAGCUCUGUCUCCCACGCAGAGCAUAGGGCUGGUGCAGUCCCUGCUGGCCAAUCAAAACGUGCAGUUGGAUGUGUUGACCAAUCAGACAACAGCGGUAGGGUCAGUAGAGCAUGCAGGUGAUGCUGCUACCCCGUACCCAGUCUCCAGCCGGUACUCCAGUCCUGGACAGGUGAUUUUUGGAGGUGUAGAAAUGGGCCGCAUCAUUCAGAAUCCUCCUCAAUUGCCUUUGCCACCACCGCCACCACAGGCACCUCUACAGCUGUCUGCAGUGGACCAUGGAGACCGGGACCAUGAGCACCUGCAGAAGUCGGCCAAGGCCCUGCGGCCAGUGCCUCAGCUGGCUGCCGAGGGGGACGCAGUGGUUUUCAGUGCCCCUCAGGAGGUCCAGAUGGCGAAGAUGAAUCCCCCACCCCCAUACCCAGGAACUAUCCCUGCUGCCCCCACCACGGCUGCACCCCCACCCCCCCUGCCGCCACCGCAGCCGCCAGUGGAUGUGUGUUUGAAGAAGGGUGACUUCUCACUGUAUCCUACAGCCGCACACUACCAGCCUCCGCUAGGCUACGAGAGGAUUACCACCUUUGACAGCAGUGGCAAUGUGGAGGAGGUGUGCCGGCCUCGCACUCGGAUGCUCUGUGCCCAGAAUACCUACACUCUCCCCGGCCCAGGCAGUUCUGCCACCUUGAGACUCACAGCCACUGAGAAGAAGGUCCCUCAACCCUGCACCAGUGCCACUCUGAACCGCCUAACUGUCCCUCGAUACUCCAUCCCCACAGGGGACCCACCCCCAUACCCUGAAGUCGCCAGCCAGCUGGCCCAGGGCCGGAGUGCUGCUCACAGGCUGGACACCAGUCUCAUCCACGCCACCCUGCGAAGGAACAACCGAGAGGUUGCACUUAAGAUGGCCCAGCUGGCUGACAGCUCCCGUGCCCCGCUGCAGCCCCCAGCCAAGCCUAAGGGGGGCGCUGGUGGGGCAGUGGCGCAGCUCCCAGCACGGCCUCCACCUGCCCUCUACACCUGCAGCCAGUGCAGUGGCGCAGGGCCCAGCCCGCAGGCAGGGGCAGCCCUGGCCCAUGCCCUCAGCACCUCUCCGCUGGCCUCCCAGUCCUCCUACAACCUUCUAAGCCCUCCUGACUCCUCCCGUGAUCGCACUGACUAUGUCAACUCAGCCUUCACAGAGGAUGAGGCCCUGUCUCAGCACUGUCAGCUCGAGAAGCCUCUGAGGCACCCCCCACUUCCUGAAGCUGCUGUCACCAUGAAGCGGCCUCCCCCUUACCAGUGGGACCCUGUGCUGGGUGAGGACGUUUGGGUUCCCCAGGAAAGGACAGCACAACCUACAGUGCCCAACCCCUUAAAACUGUCCCCGCUCAUGCUAGGGCAAGGCCAGCACCUGGAGGUGGCUCGGAUGCCCUUUGUGUCUCCCAAGUCUCCGUCCAGCCCCACUGCCACCUUUCAGACAGGCUAUGGGAUGGGAGUGCCAUAUCCAGGCAGCUAUAGCAACCCCUCUGUGCCUGGAGUACAAGCGCCAUGUCCCCCUAAGGAUGCCCUGUCCCCGGCCCAGUUUGCACAACAGGAGCCUGCUGUGGUACUGCAGCCAGCGUACCCACCCAGCCUCUCCUACUGCACCUUGCCCCCCACAUAUCCAGGAAGCAGCACCUGCUCCAGUUUACAGCUGCCACCCAUCGCCUUGCACCCGUGGAACUCCUACAGCACCUGCCCACCCAUGCAGAGUGCCCAGGGCACCCUCCCCACCAAGCCCCACUUAGUGGUGGAGAAACCUCUUGUGUCCCCUCCUCCUGCUGAGCUCCAAAGCCACAUGGGCACAGAGGUGAUGGUAGAGACUGCAGAUAAUUUCCAGGAAGUCCUCUCUCUGACAGAAAGCCCUGUACCCCAGAGAACAGAAAAAUUUGGAAAGAAGAACCGGAAGCGCCUGGAUAGCCGAGCGGAGGAAGGAAAUGUUCAGGCCAUCACUGAGGGCAAAGUAAAAAAGGAUGCUAGGACUCUGAGUGACUUUAAUUCUCUCAUCUCCAGCCCCCGCCUAGGGCGAGAGAAGAAGAAAGCAAAAAGUCAGAAGGAGCAGCUGAAGUCCAAGAAGCUGAACAAGACAAACGAGUUCCAGGACAGCUCCGAGAGCGAGCCGGAGCUGUUCAUCAGCGGGGACGAGCUGAUGAACCAAAGCCAGGGCAGCAAGAAGGGCUGGAAAAGCAAGAGGAGCCUGCGGGCCGCCAGCGAGCUGGAGGAAUUCAAGUGCCGCAAAGCCAGUGAGAAGGAGGACGGGCGGCUGGGCAGCCAGGGCUUUGUGUACGUCAUGGCCAACAAGCAGCCUCUGUGGAAUGAGGCCACGCAGGUGUACCAGCUGGACUUCGGAGGACGGGUGACCCAGGAGUCUGCCAAGAACUUCCAGAUCGAGCUGGAGGGACGACAGGUGAUGCAGUUUGGACGGAUUGACGGUAACGCAUACAUCCUAGACUUCCAGUACCCCUUCUCAGCUGUGCAGGCUUUUGCUGUUGCCCUGGCCAAUGUGACUCAGCGCCUAAAAUGAAGAGGCAGAUGCAGGAGACAUGGCUGGAAGGAGCCUUUGGAGCAGAGCUCAUGCUGCUAGUACCUGAGAAGACCAGAGACCACGGUGGAGAGGAAGCCAGCAGGCAGGAGAGUGCUGAUCUGUGGGCGUGGUCCUUUGUUCCGUUAGCCCGCAUUGUCUCUUUGCUUUUGAUAGAGUGGUGUUUGGAAGCCAAGAAUUUGAGGUAUCUUGUGUUCUUGAAGGCAGUGUUGCUUGGCUGCAGAGUGUUGUGCUGAAUUUACUUCUCAUGCCUAGGAUUAAGGGCCUUUGCAAAGAAGAUAGAUUGCUCUUCUUUUAAAAUAGGGCGUGUCAGUGUUCAGUCUUCAUGUCGUCUGGCCUCUGUCACUCUUCCAGCAUUAUCACUAGUGAAAAAAAAUUUUUUAAACACAACCAAAACUGUGGAGGAUUGAGCUUAUACUGGGUUGGGGAGGACAGCAUGUCAUUCAGAGAUGCGUGCUGCUCACUAAAAGGUACCUGGAAGAAUGCAAUUGCCUUGCUCCCUGCUCUUGUGAGCCCCAGGGGAUGGGAGCUGUCUCCAGUGUCCGUGUGAUCUGAUAGGCAGUGUGUGAGGGAAGGGGCUGCCCAUGGAGACAGGCUCACAAGCAGGCACCUGGAUGAGCUGCUAGUGUGGCUUAUGCAAGGGUUAUUUCUCCAGGAUACUAGGUGGAAACCCCACUGGCUUCUUGUGUCAGAAUUAAUCCCAUCCAGUUUUGGAAGAAGGUAAGAGACUUGAGUCAGUGGGCCGCUCGAGGCUGGGGUCCAGCGGGCUUACAUCACAGUCAUUAGACCCUCCCUCCACUUGUCAAGAAACAGCCUUUGUCCUCCUUACCCCUUUGUUUUAGUCGGGAACAUUUUACUGUCGACAUCUUUCUCUUUAGAUCCUAUUGCUCUGUCUUUUCUAAAACAUGAAUGAGACUUAUUUGCAGCUACACCUUUCCUUCCCUUCUUCACAUUAAAAUUCAGUUGAUUUGAAUGCUUUCCAACAGUAAUAAGUGUAAUGAAAAGAUAGGGUCAUGGUCAGAUCCUUGGGGAGAACUCCACAAACUGCUGUAAGGGAAAAAAGGACUGCUGAUGGGCGUUGGGCUGCACUGAAAGACUGCCCAGGGAAAGCCGCCUUAUGAUGUCCCUGCUUUAUUCAUUCUGCCUGCAGCAUCUCCGAGACAUUUCUUCUCGUGGGACACACCCAGGCAAAUAGCCAGACCUGGUGGUCAGACCCAGUUCUUGCUGUUGCUGGUACCUGUGAUGCUUAUUCCCAGAGCACAAGAGCUUUGACUUUUGAGUUGGGUUUUAUUUUAAAGCUGACAAGUGAAAGAUGCCAAGGAAAUUCUUUUUGGCUUAAACAUUAUUUUGGUUUCCUCCCCCUCCUCCUCUUCUUCCUUCUCUUCUUCCUCCUCCUCUUUGUUUUUAGUUUAAGAAUUAGAAAAGAAACUGUCUGAUUCCUUUAACUGAGCAAAAUUAAAUUACUCGUCAUUUUUUUCUAGAUUCCAAAGAAAUAUGGGCAAGAACAUCUCCCAACUGAUACUGGACUUUUCCAUUUUAUAAUUUAGACUAUGGGAGCUGAUUCUUAGGCGGAUCAGUUGUCCCAGAAGGAGUUGAACAGAUAUUCAGAGUUACUGUGUUUACGUAAACUCCUGUAGCUUGAUAAGGUGUCUCAGUGCUUAUCACUAGUCGUGCAAUACUGUUGUAGCCUCUCUGUUUAUGGAAUAAUUUAAAUGCAAUUUCCUUUGUUUUGUCUGAGAGAUAGUUAUUUAUCUUGCUCUUUAUAAUAGUAUUCUUGGGAACUAUUUUGUUACUAUGUAUUGGUGGUUUAUGCCAAUUUUAUUAUUUAUUUAGAAAAAUAGUACCAUUGUAAUUAAUGUCUUGUUUGGUGGCAAUAUAUUUUGCUGCAAAAAAUAAAGAGAAUAUGACAGAAGGCUUUUUUUUUUUUUUUUGGGCUGGGUGCUUUGUAACUUUCUUGAGAGUUGGGAGAAAAAUCGUAUUAAUCCCCUAAAAAAAUAAAUUUACUUUUUAUGUCAGUAUUGAUUAUAUGCAAAAUAGACUAUUCCUUUGAGAUAGCCUACUCCUAAGGUAGUAUUUCUUAUUUUGAAAAUGUUAGUUAAAAAUAAAAUGUGAUAAGACGCAGGGAAGGGCAAGAUGUCUGAGAUAAGAGUCUCAAAAGAGUUCCUUAGUAAAUUAUUUUGAAGUUUUAGGUUUUGUUUGUUUUUUAGUUAAAACUGGCCUUUUCAAAAAUGCAAAAGUUAUACUUACAACUUUGCAAAAUAAGAACGAAUAUGGAGGAAAUCCCUAAAAGAUACUUUCUGUCCUUGGAUGGGGCUUCUGGCCUUGAAGGUGCUUGACCUGGGAGCUGCAGGAACACCUGCCACUCACGAGACUCCUCCCCCAGGCGCAAGGUGAGUCUCAGGUUCACUGGGCAGUGGGCUGCUGGCUGCAGCAGUUGUGACAUUGUAGCAUUUAAGGUAAUGUCUUCUUCCAGUAAACAUCACUUGAUUAAAUUCUCUUCAAAUUCAGACUUUAAGUACAGAAUUCUAGGUAUUUCAUGGUUAUUAAUAGCAAUUUGUUAAUGUCCCAAUGUCUCAUGGGAUACCUAAAUUAAAAACAGUCAUCUACAUAGAGAUUUGUAGGGAAAGAGUAUAUUAACCAACAUGAAAACUAGUGUUAGAUUUAUUUGGCUCUGGUAUCAUCAAAACAAAAGUUGUGAGUGACUAUACACUACGCAUUUGAAUGGAUAGCCCGAGAAAAACUGGGACCACCACAGCUAGAAACACUCAGCUCCAGUGGACAUACAGAGCAAAAGCUUUGGCAUGUUGGUACUUUGCAGCCAGACUGCACUCUGGGUAAUGUUCAUUCUGUAAUCAGAGGUGAUUGCCACUGGGAGAGAGUGACUUUGAGCAAACCCCGGGGCUGUCUGGCCUCCUUUUGUCCACCUCUUAAAUGAAAAGACGUGCCUGGACAAGCGCAGACAGACGCUCUUGCUCUAGCAGCCCGAGAGCUCAGGAUCCAGCAGCUGCCUUCCCCUUCACAGGGGGGCCGGUAUAGAAAAAGGGUUUCAUGAGUCCUGGACAGAAACCAGCAGGUCACCCCUGAAUGUGUGUAGAAUGCUUAUGCUACUAAAAAGUAUGGCAGCAUCAAACCCAAGUACAGUGGAAGGCCCUUAGGAGUGUGCUCUACUCCGGCGGCAUCCUCAAGGAAAACAAGGCACUAUGUGGAUGUAAAACUGGGCGGGGGUUCAGCAAGGAGAGUGCAGGUAUAGGCUUGCUGCCUUUGGUGUGGUACACUAAAGGGGACCCUUGCUGUCCUGUGGGCUGUGGGCAGGUUGACAUUAGCUGGGUGUGAACUGUCAUUUGAGAUCCUAGGAGUUUAUGAUAGCAUAGAGUUCAGAAGUCUGCACCUCUGUGUGUCUCCUGGUCUCUGGCUGAUAAACUCCAGAGGACUGUGACUUUGUUUCCGUUUUCUGCAGCUUUGUGCUGUUAUCUUGUGGCUUUGUAUCUGUAUUUUCUGUUUACAGGUCAAUUUUAAGGGGAAGGGUAGGAUGUUAAGAUCUUGUUUAUUGUAGAUAAUUUUUUUCUUGUGUUAUAGAAAAGCAUGGUUAUACAUUUGAGUGAAAAGGGCACUGUAUUAUUUACCAAAGGUGUAUUGUUUGCAUUUGUUUAUAAAUGCAUUAUUUUAGUACUGUAAAUUUGGGCAUAAUUUCCAAGUUUACUACUAUUGCUUCUGCUGGCAUCUGUCUUGCUCCUUCUCUGUCAUCUUUUUAUCCCCAUAAAUGUGCAACAUGGGGUGCACAGGUCACAGACCAAACAAGACCACCAGCAUGUUCUUGUCCACACUUUGGGAACAGCGUGCACUGUUUCGUAUACAUCGGUCCCUCCAGUGUUGUUGGUGUUGUUUUAAUUUCCUUUUAAAAUUCAGCCUUUUGCUUUAACCUUCCAGACAAGAUCUGUUGAGAGUCACCAUUGCAUCUCAAUGAGCUCUCCCUUGCCUAUCUUUGUAUGCAUUUUGUAUACUAGAUUGUCCAGGAAGUAUUCUAGAAGGGAUUAAUGGUUUGCAUUCAAAACGAUGUAGUUUGUCCAAAUCAUUUUGCCUUUAAAAUUGAAAUAGGUUAAUCUCAUUUUUUCUUGAUGAUUUGAAAUUGUAAGAUUUGUCUAGCUAUUGCUUAAUAAAAUUUUGCAGAUCAAAAAAGA